This is a messenger RNA of Dendrobium catenatum, 4208 nucleotides long. RefSeq names its product receptor-like serine/threonine-protein kinase ALE2. Gene Ontology annotation, biological process: protein phosphorylation. The transcript is spliced from 16 exons. The coding region runs from base 419 to 3940 and encodes 1173 amino acids. NCBI's taxonomy places the organism in Eukaryota, Viridiplantae, Streptophyta, Magnoliopsida, Asparagales, Orchidaceae. Gene Ontology annotation, molecular function: protein kinase activity; ATP binding. The record is from RefSeq and is a predicted model, not a curated record.
CCCUGAGCUUUUACUUUAGUAAAAGGGUAGCUCUCCAUCCACUUACAGACUAAAUCAGCCUCAUCCUCUAUUCCAUUCCCAUUUCACCUCCCCUUCCUCACCUGCGUUUUGUUUAAGAGCACCUUUGCAUAUUCUUUGUGAUUAAGAUCGCAAAAACGUAACUUUAAUUGCAAUUUCGGGGCAGAAGCGGUUUCUGCUCACUGAUUGCUCGCGCAAGGAGCCCCCUUUUUCUUCUCUUAUCCUCCUUUCUGUCUCAUGGUGGUAUCCGAUGAAAGCUCCAAUUAUACUGACAUGGGCUUGCUUGUUUUCUUCUCAUUUGGCAUCUCCUGGUGCUUGUUCUUGCUGAAUGCGCUUGCUUUGUACUCUGCUUGUUUGUUUGAUGCGUGUUUGGGCGAGAGGGUUUUGCCAAUAAUUUAGAAUGGAGAGGAGAGAAAGCGAUCUUGUUCGAUGUGUACUUCGCUGUUUGGUUUUUUAUUUAGGGAUUUGCGGGAUUGCAGGAUUGGGGGCCUCUCCACCAGACAUAUCUCUAUAUCCUUACAACCAGAUGAUAUCGUCAGCUCCUCCAUAUUCUGAAAGAUCAAGAGGUAUCUAUGCACCAAGUCCACUGAUUGUUCCCAUAGGUCCAGUUGGAAAUGCUUCAGUCACACCAUCAUCAAGGUCUGAGGCUGUGUCCCCAAUCAUCCAGGAAAUAGUACCAUCAGUGCAGCUCACUCCCUCACCACUAACAGCAGUGUCUCCCCAAAUUCCUCAUCUAACUGGCUCUGUUCCAAACCCUCCAAGUAUGCUGCCACCAAAUCCCAUGGCUUCUGCUCCCAAUUUUCAUGCUGCAGCGCCGUUUAUAACCAGCUCUCCACCUGCUCCUGCUAAAGAACAUAAAUCACCAGGCUCAGUAUCUCCUCCUCAAGGAAGUCAAGCGCCCAAUAUUUUCCAUAAUCCUGGCCAUGAUCUCUCUCCUUCAAGUGUAAAUCCUCCAUCAACACAAGUAAGAAGUGGAACACCUAUAAGUGAAACUCCGGGAAAACCUUCUAAUGGUUCUCCGACAACAUUGCCACAUGCUGCAGCUCCUUCUCCAACAAUAGUUCCACUUAGUCCACCGGAUCUUCUUCCAAAUGUUCCAAGAAUAGCCCCAUCAAUGAUCCAUCCGCCUGGUGCAAAAGGCUCCAAUGGGCCUACGAUUUCCCCAGCGGCUUCUCCUUCCACAGGAAAAUCAAGCCAUUUGUCUCCUACCAACAAUUCCCAAUUCAAUGGAUCAACCCCUAUUAUUAGUCCUUCGCCACAUGAUUCAAAUUUUACACACGCUCCAUCCUCACAUCUCCAUCCUCCUGAAGGAAGAAUAACAAAGAGCCCUCAGCCUGCACCAGCUAUGUCAGUUCCUGGGCAUAAAGGUGGCAAAAGAGGAGGAACACCGGAAUCUGCUCCGUUUUCACUACCCCCUUCCCCUUCAGCUUCUUUACAUCCUCCCUCAACUUCAAACCAUCUUGCACCAACUCCCAAGGAUAAGAGUAAUCCCACCCUUCGCCCUGUUGUCUCUCCAGCACCUUUGCAUCAAUUUCCGCCAUUUCCAAGGAACAAGGGAAGGGCCACUCCUCCAAUCUAUAUUGGGGGCCCUGUGAUCUCUCCAGCUCUUGUGAAUCAUCCUCCAACUGAUGUUCCAAAGAAUGGGAGAAAGCAUAAUGCUUCUCCACCUAAUGUUGAAGGUCCUGAGGUCAAUCCAGGGCCUUCGCAGCCUCCAAUACCAUCAUGGAAUAAUAUGAGGCCUUUUGCUCCUUCACCUCAUGUUGAAGGUCCUAUUGUCAACCAUGCUCCUUUUCAUCCUCCCAUAGAGAUUCCAGAGAGACCUUACUUUCCUCCGGAUCAUGCUCCAAUUUCAUACCCAAAUGGACCAAUUUAUCAUCCUACACCUUCUCCUAGGUAUUUCAGGGGAAAGUCUCCAUCACAAUUGCCACAACCCAUUCGGUCCUUACCGCCUCCACCGCCAAAUUUGAAUUGUGGCCCUAUAACAUGCCAAGAACCACUUGCAAACCCCCUUCCAGGGGCACCUUGUACGUGUGUCCAGCCAAUUAAAGUAGGACUUCGUCUUGGUGUUGCAUUGUAUACAUUUUUCCCCUUGGUUUCUGAAUUUGCUCAAGAAAUAGCAUCUGGAAUUUUUGUGAAACAAAGUCAAGUACGCAUCAUGGGAGCAAAUGCUGCGUCUGAGGACACGGAGAAGGCUGUUGUCCUCAUUGACCUGGUUCCACUUGGAAAAGAAUUUGACUAUACAACAGCAUUUCUAACCUAUGAGAAAUUCUGGCAUAAGCAGGUGGCCAUACAGGCUUCAUAUUUUGGAGACUAUGAAGUAUUGUAUGUUCUCUAUCCGGGCCUUCCUCCAUCGCCGCCUACUGCACCUGCAUAUAUUAAUGUUGAAGGGGGAGCAUAUGGUAAUGCCAACAAUGCUAGGGGAAUUCGACCUCUUGGAGUCGAUGUGAGAAAGCAGAAUGGAAAACGGAAACCACGUGGAAGCCUGAUAACCGUAAUAGUUCUAUCAUCUGUAAUAUCUUUGGUUUUAAUUGUUGGAGCUGCAUGGUUUUUGUUUUUAAGGCACAGGGAGCAUUCAGAUUUGCCCGCACCAAGUUCUCAAUCUUUACAAACUCCUUUUGCAAAACUUUCAGCUGGUCGAGCUGUACCUGUGACCACUGGAAGUAGACCAAAUUCAACAUCAGCCUCCUUCAGCUCCAAUCUUGCGACGUACACCGGAUCAGCAAAGACCUUCAGUCUAGUCGAGAUAGAAAAAGCUACAAAUAAGUUUGAUGAUUCAAGAAUUGUUGGAGAAGGAGGUUUUGGGCGCGUUUACAAGGGAGUUCUUGAGGAUGGAACAAGAGUUGCAGUGAAGGUUCUCAAGAGAGAUGAUCAGCAAGGAGAACGGGAGUUCUUGGCUGAGGUUGAGAUGCUUGGCCGUUUACAUCACAGGAACCUGGUCAAGUUGAUAGGUAUAUGCACAGAGGAAAACACUCGCUGCCUUGUCUAUGAACUUAUACCAAAUGGUAGUGUGGAAUCACAUCUACAUGGUGUGGACAAGGAUAUUGCUCCACUUGACUGGAAUGCACGCAUGAAGAUUGCGCUCGGUGCAGCUCGAGGUUUAGCCUAUCUUCAUGAGGAUUCGAGUCCUCGGGUCAUUCAUCGGGACUUCAAAUCCAGCAACAUCUUAUUAGAACAUGAUUAUACACCCAAAGUUUCUGAUUUUGGCCUGGCCAGGGCUGCUUUGGAUGAACAAAAUGAGCACAUCUCAACAAGAGUUAUGGGAACUUUUGGCUAUGUGGCUCCCGAAUAUGCGAUGACAGGUCAUCUUCUGGUCAAGAGUGAUGUUUACAGCUACGGCGUCGUUCUUAUCGAGCUUCUGACUGGGAGGAAGCCUGUGGACAUGUUGCAACCACCUGGUCAGGAAAAUCUUGUUUCUUGGGCUCGUCCUCUCCUGACAAAGGUGGACGGAUUGGACAAAAUCAUCGAUCCAACUCUUGGCACCAAUUACCCUCAGGAUAGCAUUGCCAAGGUUGCAGCCAUUGCUUCUAUGUGCGUCGAGCCUGAAGUGUCCUACCGUCCGUUCAUGGGUGAGGUGGUUCAGGCCUUGAAAUUGGUAUGCAAUGAGAGUGAUGAGUUCAGGCAUUCAGAAAGCUGCAGCAAUGAAGGAUCCUCUGCAGUAGACACAGACACCAGAAUCAAUAUUGGUUUAUGUCAAGGACCAGAGAGAGGAAUAUCUCAAUCAGAUCUGUUUUAUCCAUCUGCAGGUUAUGGAGAGGGUGCUUCAGGUUUGUUUCAAAUAAAUUCAAGCUCUGGUCCUCUUAGGACAGGUAGAAGCAGACAUUUUUUUCAGAGAAUUAGAGAGUUAGCAUCAAGGAGUGCGAGCGAGCAUCGAUUUGUGCACAGAUUUCGAAGUAGAUCAGAGCAUCGUGAAGGAUGGCCUUAGCAGUUCUUGUAAUUGAUUUGAUCAAUGGGUCUUUGAUUCUAGUUUGAAGCACUUGGAAGCAGAUCUGUGCUAUGAUUUAUGAGAAGAUUAGGAGUUCACUGUGUUUGGAAUAGAAUGAGCUCUUAGAAUAUGGUAUCUUGGCUUUGAAUGUGAAGUUGAAGUUCAUGAGCGACAACUGGUCCAUUUUUUCACAUUGCAAGGAAAACAAAAACGAAAGUGUACAUUUGAUUGUGGAUUCAAAUUAAGGAAAUGGUUUGGUUUUGAUUCA